AUGGCUGACGUUCCCCCGCCCUCCCCAUCCGAACUUUUGAGGAUGGUGACCGAGCUUCAACAAGCAAACCAAAGAAUGGCGGAGGACAACCAGAGAAUGCAAAACCAAAUUGCACAGUUAGUACAAGCCCGCUUGGAACACAAUGAUAACAAUCACGAGAAUAAUGAACGAACCCAUGUUUCCGAGACACCACAAACCAACAAUGAAGGAGAUCAUCACGAUGAAGAGGGCCAGCCGGAAAAUGAGGACGAACGACCUGAUAACUCAACGGGGCCAUUCACGGCAGACAUAAUGAAUUUCCAACUUCCUAGACAAUUCACCCUCCCGUCAACCUUAACCCCAUAUGAUGGGUUGGGCGAUCCAAAGCAGCAUGUCAAGAAAUUCCGAUCUAUCAUGAUCGUUAACGGUGCAUCUGAUCCAAUUCUUUGUCGAUGUUUUCCAUCUUUUUUAGACGGACCUGCACUUGACUGGUUUUGUUCUUUGCCUGCAGAUUCGAUAUCUCGCUUUCAGGAGUUAGCUGCCCAAUUCGAAGAUCAUUUCGCAGCAUCCGCAAUAUACCUCCAUGACUCUGACUAUUUGACGACUAUUAAACAGGGACCACAAGAAAGCUUGAAGGACUACAUUACCCGGUUUACUAAGAUAGCCAUGAGGAUCCCAGAUCUCCACCCAGAAGUCCAUCUCCACGCCAUUAAAAGCGGCCUUCGUCCCGGAAAAUUUCAAGAAACUAUCGCUGUAACAAAGCCCAAAACUUUGGCCGAGUUUCGUGAAAAGGCCAAAGGUCAAAUCGACGUUGAAGAACUCAGGCUGGCGAGGAGAUCAGAAAAAUCGGCCACAAAUAAGGAGGAUGAUAAGAACAGAGACAGUAAAAAACCAUUCACGCCGGUCCCACGCUAUGACUCCUACACUCAGUUCAACACAAAAAGAGAUGAUAUUAUCAAGGAGAUUCUCAACUCCAAGUUAAUAAAACCUCCUCGCAAAGCAGGCAAUUACCCAGAGCCAAAAGGACUUGACAGAUCCAAGUAUUGCACUUUUCAUCAAAAGCACGGACACACGACUGAUGAGUGCAUCAUUGCCAAAGAUCUCCUCGAGCGACUAGCAAGGCAAGGCCACCUGGACAAAUUUAUUUCAGGGCAUAUUCAGAAGAACAUCACUCCUGCCCCGGACACGUCGACCGCAACCACCUCCGCUAAAGGGAAAGAAAAGGCACCAUCCCAACCAAGAGGUAUAAUAAAUUGCAUUUCAGGGGGCUACGCAGGAGGCGGCCACACAAGCUCGGCCCGAAAGCGCACGUACCGAGCUAUGUUGACAGUCGCAGACGGAAUAAACGAUUCCCAGCCGUUGAUAAAUGUCCCAGAGGUGACUUUUCGACCAGCCGACUUUAACGGUGUCGGCAGCAACCUCGAUGAUCCAGUCGUAAUCUCCAUCCAGCUAGGAGACCUCAUAGUAAAGAAAGUCUUACUCGAUCCAGGAAGCAGUGCGGACGUCUUAUUCCAUACAACCUUCGAAAAGAUGAAGCUGAGCAAUAAUAUACUACAACCAUACUUCGGAGACCUGGUCGGAUUUUCAGGAGAACGAGUUCCAGUACUGGGAUCAGUGUGGUUACAAACCACACUCGGUGAGCAACCAUUACAUAAGACACAAGAUAUCCAAUAUCUCGUGGUCGAUUGUUUUAGCCCUUAUAAUAUCAUUCUGGGUAGACCUUUUUUAAAUAAGUUUGCUGCAAUCGUAUCUACUAUUCACCUUUGUGUCAAGUUUCCUGUGCAGGACAAUCUCAUAGGUACAAUUCACGACGACAUCCAGGAAGCCCGACAAUGUUACAAUAUGAGCUUAAAACUGCCCAAAAAGCUCGGACGACAACAAGUCAAUUCCAUAAAUUCCGAGCCGAUAACAUCAGCCGAGUUAGACCCCCGAGCCGACUUCGAGGAUCGGCCUAUGCCAAACGAAGACUUGACGAAGAUAACAUUAGGCAAUGAUCCGAUGAAGUUCACCUUUGUCGGCACUUCCCUCAGUCCAGAAGACAAGGAGAACCUUGAAAAUUUCCUCCGAGAAAAUUUCGAUCUAUUUGCAUGGACCUCUGCCGACAUGCCAGGAAUAGAUCCGUCGGUUAUAACACACAAAUUAGCAUUAAGCCCAGCAGCCCGACCAAUCUCCCAGAAAAAAAGAAACCUCGGCACCGAAAAGAGAGAAGCAUCAAUAAACGAGGUAAAGAAGCUAAUAGAUGCCAAUUUCAUCAGGGAAAUCAGAUUCACAACAUGGCUGGCCAAUGUGGUUAUGGUAAGAAAAAAUAAUGGUAAGUGGCGCAUGUGCGUCGACUUUACUGAUUUAAACAAAGCGUGUCCCAAGGACGCUUACCCUUUACCCUGUAUUGAUACUCUGGUUGAUAACUCUUGUGGUUACGGCACCUUAAGUUUCAUGGAUGCAUAUUCUGGUUAUAACCAGAUUCUCAUGCACCCAACAGAUCAAGAAAAAACGGCUUUCAUAACCGAGAAUGGUAAUUACUGCUAUAACGUCAUGCCUUUUGGUUUAAAGAAUGCAGGGGCGACAUAUCAACGGUUAAUGAACAAGAUCUUCGAACAGCAGAUAGGGCGGAACAUAGAGGUUUACGUUGACGACAUGGUCGCCAAAACCAAACCCGGAGACUCUCACAUUCGGGACCUGGCCGAAAUCUUCGGCCAAAUACGGCGAUAUAAAAUGAGGUUAAAUCCAGAGAAGUGCGCCUUCGGAGUCCGAGGAGGGAAAUUCCUCGGAUUCAUCCUCACAAGCCGAGGAAUUGAAGCAAAUCCAGAAAAGUGUCGCGCAAUACUCGACAUGCACACCCCAUCCACAAUCAAGGAAGUUCAGAGGCUAACAGGACGAUUAGCCGCUCUUUCUAGAUUUUUACCAUGUUUGGCCCCUAAAUCUUCGAAAUUUUUUCAGUGUUUAAAAAAGAACGCAAAACAUUUUGAAUGGAAUCAAGAGUGUGAAAUAGCUUUCAAAAAUAUAAAAGAAUUCCUUUCAAAACCCCCUAUACUGCAAAAACCAAAGUAUGGUGAACCGUUGUAUAUAUAUUUGUCUAUUACUGAUUUUGCCAUUAGCUCUGCUCUUGUAACAGAAACAGAUAAGAAGCAACAGCCAGUCUACUUUGUGAGCAAGACCUUGCAGAAACCAUAUUUUCAAAGCCACACGAUCAUUGUCCGAACUGAACAGCCUCUACGACAAGUUCUGUCAAAGCCCGAGCUGGCAGGAAGAUUAAUCAAAUGGGCUAUUGAGUUGUCAGAAUUUGACAUUCAAUACCAGCCGAGAGGGUCGAUCAAGUCCCAACACCUCGUCGACUUCGUCGCCGAGCUUACCGAACCAAGCUCCGACGUGCCAAGUUCAGGAUGGACCUUGUUUGUAGACGGAGCUUCCAACCCUCAUGGUGCUGGUGCCGGAAUACUACUCGAGAGCUCGGAUGGCAUAGUUCUCGAGCAUUCCCUCAGAUUCUCAUUCAAGGCCAGCAAUAACCAAUCUGAAUACGAGGCCCUCAUAGCAGGGCUCAGGUUAGCCAGCGACUUACAUAUCACAGAUUUAAAGGUUUAUUGCGAUUCAUUGUUAGUAGUUCAACAAGUAAACCACAGUUUUCAAACAAAGGACCCGAUUUUAUUGCAAUACUUAGAUAUUGUCCAACAACUGCUGAAAAAUUUUUCAAAAAUAAACGUUACUCACAUACCUAGAGAGCAGAACCAUAGGGCAGAUAUUCUGUCAAAAUUAGCAACUACACAAGCGCACACCGCCACUCUAUUACAGUCAACCCUAGAUAAGCCGAGCAUUGAUGUAUUUACUGUUUUUAACACAACUAAUAAUGACAAUUGGCAAUAUCCUUACAUCCAAUAUCUUCGUUCUGGUCUCAUCCCAGAAGAGAUCCAAAAUAAAAAUAAGUUCCGAAGGCAAGCCUCCUAUUAUACAUUAUUAAAUGACAAUCUUUAUAGGCGGGGAUUCUCUCGACCUUUGUUAAAAUGUUUGAACAGGGCAGACGCCGACCUUGUGCUGUCCGAAGCCCACGAGGGCAUUUGCGGAAUACAUUCUGGGGCACGAAGCCUCUCACAGAAAAUCCUUCGAGCAGGUUUUUACUGGCCGACGAUCCAGGAGGAUAGCAAACACAAAGUACGAACUUGUGAAAAUUGCCAGAAGCAUGCACCGAUCAUUCACCUGCCAGCAGAGCAUUUUCAUAGUUCGACGAUAAGCUGGCCAUUUGACAAAUGGGGAAUUGACAUUCUAGGACCAUUCCCAACUGCUCCAAGACAGGUAAAAUAUCUGGUAGUCGCAAUUGAUUAUUUUUCCAAAUGGAUAGAAGCACAACCUUUGGCUAGAAUAACAUCCGAACAAAUGAUAAACUUCGUUUGGAAAAGCAUAAUCUGCAGAUUUGGUAUACCUAAUCACAUUAUAACUGACAAUGGUCGACAGUUUAUAGACCAAAGUUUUAAGAAUUUUUUGCAAAACCUGAAAAUCAAACAACACUUCUCCUCUGUUGAACAUCCGCAAUCCAACGGGUUAGCAGAAGCCGCCAAUAAGGUCAUCCUCCAGGCCCUACGCAAAAAGCUCGAGACUGCAAAAGGCCUAUGGGCCGAACUAAUCCCAGAAAUAUUAUGGGCAUAUAAUACUACAGCUCACUCGACAACAAAGGAAACCCCAUUCCGUUUGGUAUAUGGGUCCGAAGCCAUGAUCCCCAUAGAAGUAUCACUAGGCUCAAUGCGGACAUUAGCAGAAGAACAUAAUCAUGCUAGACGAGCCGAGCUUGACUUAAUUGAAGAGGUCCAAGAAGCAGCAGCAGUCAGACACCGAGCAUUACAGCAACAACUUAGCCGACGACAUGGACAGAAAGUGCACCAAAGAUCCUUCAAUAAGCACGAUUUAGUUCUCAGAAAGACCGAGCAAGCUCGCCGACCUUCCUCCCAUGGGAAACUCGCGGCAACAUGGGAUGGCCCAUACAGAAUACAUGAAGUCCUCGGGAGAGGAGCAUACAAGUUGGAAGAAUUAGAUGGCACAAUACUCCCCAACACAUGGAACAUUGGUUCCCUGAAACGAUAUUACAGUUAA
This is a messenger RNA of Arachis duranensis, 5055 nucleotides long. RefSeq lists its product as uncharacterized. Lineage: Eukaryota; Viridiplantae; Streptophyta; Magnoliopsida; Fabales; Fabaceae. The record is from RefSeq and is a predicted model, not a curated record. The coding region runs from base 1 to 5055 and encodes 1684 amino acids. Gene Ontology annotation, biological process: DNA integration. Gene Ontology annotation, molecular function: nucleic acid binding; RNA-DNA hybrid ribonuclease activity. The transcript has a single exon.